AGGUACUCGCAAGCCAGUCCACAGGAUCUCAUUUUUCACUUGCUCAACACUCAAAGUCCAAACCCCCCAGCUGCCUCCCCUGUAUUUAACUCAACCCUGUUCUCAUCUCCUCUUCACCAAGACGGCAAACUCUUCAUCCAUGUUUCAGUUGAGUUAGCCUUCUUCUUCCAAAUCCAAUCUCAGUUCCUUACACAGUCGCGCCCUUUGAGUUCUAAACAAUGGCCACCUCUGUCUCGACUAUUGGAGCUAUUAACAGAGCACCGCUGAAAUUGAAUGGUUCCGGUGCCGGAUCAUCUGUCCCGAGCUCUGCGUUCUUGGGCAACAGCUUGAAGAAGGUGAGCUCUAAGAUUAGUACCCACCCAAAGAUUUCAUCAGGGAGCUUCAAGGUUGUGGCUGAAGUUAACGAGGAGAAGCAAACCAACAAGGACAAAUGGAAAGGCCUUGCUUUCGACACUUCGGACGACCAGCAGGACAUCACCAGAGGGAAAGGAAUGGUGGACACUCUCUUCCAAGCUCCCAUGCAGUCUGGAACUCACUACGCCGUCAUGAGUUCCUAUGACUACAUCAGCGCCGGUCUUCGCCAGUAUAAUAUGGAUAACGACAUGGAUGGGUUCUACAUUGCUCCAGCCUUCAUGGACAAGCUUGUUGUUCACAUCACCAAGAACUUCAUGACUCUGCCCAACAUCAAGGUUCCCGUCAUCUUGGGUAUUUGGGGAGGAAAAGGCCAGGGAAAAUCAUUCCAAUGUGAGCUUGUCUUUGCCAAAAUGGGAAUCAACCCCAUUAUGAUGAGUGCUGGAGAAUUGGAGAGUGGGAAUGCAGGAGAGCCUGCAAAGUUGAUCAGGCAAAGGUACCGGGAGGCGGCCGACUUCAUCAAAAAAGGGAAAAUGUGCGUGCUCUUCAUCAACGAUCUUGAUGCAGGAGCGGGCAGACUUGGUGGAACUACCCAGUACACUGUCAACAAUCAGAUGGUCAAUGCCACUCUUAUGAACAUUGCUGAUAACCCAACCAGUGUCCAGCUCCCCGGCAUGUACAACAAGGAGGAGAAUCCCCGUGUUCCGAUCAUAGUCACUGGUAACGACUUCUCCACAUUGUAUGCUCCUCUCAUCCGUGACGGGCGUAUGGAGAAGUUCUACUGGGCUCCUACUCGCGAAGACCGCAUCGGCGUCUGCACUGGCAUUUUCAGGACAGACAAUAUUCCCAAAGAGGGCAUUGUGAAGAUUGUUGAUACCUUCCCUGGCCAAUCAAUUGACUUCUUCGGAGCCCUGAGGGCAAGAGUAUAUGAUGACGAAGUGAGGAAGUGGAUUUCGGGAAUUGGAGUUGAAAGCAUCGGGAAGAAGCUCGUGAACUCAAAGGAGGGACCCCCGACGUUCGAGCAGCCAAAGAUGACCGUCGAGAAGCUGUUGGAGUAUGGAAACAUGCUUGUGCAAGAGCAGGAGAAUGUGAAGAGAGUGCAAUUGGCUGACAAGUACUUGAGUGAGGCAGCUCUUGGAGAUGCCAAUGAGGAUGCCAUGAAGAAUGGAAGUUUCUAUGGAAAGGCAGCUCAGCAAGUGGGUGUUCCUGUUCCUGAGGGCUGCACCGACCCAUCUGCAGCUAACUAUGAUCCAACAGCAAGAAGUGAUGAUGGCAGCUGCCUGUAUAAAUUAUAAGUCUAUUGUAGACAAGUGAGUGAGUAUAUUAAAAGAAAGAGGAAUAACCUCCACAAGUGAGUCGUAUUCAUUAUGGCAUGGACUUCAUCUGGUGGUUGUUUUUUCAAUCCAAGGUGCUUAUUUGUAAUAUUAAAUUAUUAAUGUACAAGUCACUUCUUGUGAAUGCACUUUAAAGAUUUGUAGGAA
Messenger RNA from Malania oleifera, 1832 nucleotides. Its product is annotated as ribulose bisphosphate carboxylase/oxygenase activase, chloroplastic. Bases 219 to 1646 code for a protein of 475 amino acids. The record is from RefSeq and is a predicted model, not a curated record. The transcript is spliced from 7 exons. Gene Ontology annotation, molecular function: ATP hydrolysis activity; ribulose-1,5-bisphosphate carboxylase/oxygenase activator activity; ATP binding. Gene Ontology annotation, cellular component: chloroplast stroma; thylakoid. NCBI's taxonomy places the organism in Eukaryota, Viridiplantae, Streptophyta, Magnoliopsida, Santalales, Ximeniaceae.